Molecule: messenger RNA, 4387 nt
Organism: Syngnathus acus (greater pipefish)
Lineage: Eukaryota; Metazoa; Chordata; Actinopteri; Syngnathiformes; Syngnathidae
Product: transducin-like enhancer protein 1
Exons: 20
Coding region: 685-3039 (784 amino acids)
Biological process (GO): negative regulation of canonical Wnt signaling pathway; regulation of DNA-templated transcription
Cellular component (GO): transcription regulator complex; nucleus
Molecular function (GO): protein binding; transcription corepressor activity
Source: RefSeq, a predicted model, not a curated record
AAGUUGCCAUUGAAGGGGGAACUACAGCCGGACGACGGACUACUGCUCCAGCCGCUGCAACCACGAUCGCCUCUUUGGAAGUAGUUGUUAUCCAGACUAGCAUAAUAUUUCCUUUUUUUCUUUGCCUUCACUCGACUGAAAUGUGUCCACCAUAAGUCAGCGGGGAGGUAAAUAUUUCAAAAUUAUCAAUUUUCCGGAUGGCUCGAGUGAAGCAAGUGGGGGCUUUUCAGUGCAAUUAACUCGGCGAGGAAUUUGUUACUUACGGAUACCCCCCUCCCUUGACUUGGAAUACGCCGGAGCAAACCUGACAAAAACAACAACAAAAAAGCUCGUUGCCUACCCAGGCCUUUUCAUCGCUCACCUGCUUCUUUUACGCCUCGAGCUUAAUGAGCCGCUCCCCCGCGUACUUUUCUGCCUGAUUUACGCCCCCCCCCCCCUAUCCCCCUCGCCCGCGGGAGUGUGGGGGCUAGAAACACCCGCAAGAGGAGCUCGUUAAACGCCUUGCUUGGCUCCCAAGUGUCGCUCGUCGUGUGCAAAGGACGACGGAUGGCUUGGUGAACCGGAGCAGCACAUCGGCAGCACCAACCUCAUCACCGCCCCCCCUCCGAGUUUGGUGCCACUCAAGGGGAGCAUCGUGACGGAAGCGAGAGGAGCGCCCCCCUCUCCCCUCGUCCGGAGAUAACAAUGUUCCCCCAGGGGCGACACCCGACGCCCCACCAGGCUCCGGGUCAACCCUUUAAGUUCACCAUCCCAGAAUCCCUGGACCGCAUCAAGGAGGAAUUCCAAUUCCUGCAGGCUCAGUACCACAGUCUCAAGUUGGAGUGUGAGAAGCUGGCUGGUGAAAAAACCGAAAUGCAAAGACACUAUGUCAUGUACUACGAGAUGUCCUACGGCCUCAACAUCGAAAUGCACAAACAGACGGAGAUUGCCAAGAGACUCAACACAAUCUGCGCACAAGUCAUCCCCUUCCUCUCGCAGGAGCAUCAGCAGCAGGUGGUCCAAGCGGUGGAGCGGGCCAAGCAGGUGACCAUGGCCGAGCUCAAUGCUGUCAUCGGGGUGCGGGGACUGCCCGGCCUUCCACCUACGCAGCAUAUAGCACACAAUCACGGCGGCGCCCCUGUGCCCCUUACGCCCCACCCGGGUGGCCUGCACCCCUCUCAGCUGGGCGGUUCGGCCAGCCUCCUUGCGCUGUCGGGAGCACUUGGCGCCAUGCCGCCGCAUCUUGCCGGGAAAGACGCUUCUGACAAAAAGCCGCACCUUUCCGGGCCUGACUCGCACCCUGGAGGAGCAGAGCACUUGAGAGAUAGGGAACCUGGCACAAGUAACUCGCUACUGCCCGAAAGCCUCCGCAACUCAGACAAGCGACGGAACGGACCCGACUUUUCAAACGACAACAAGAAGCGCAAAGUGGAGGACAAGGACUCAAGCCACUACGACAGCGACGGGGAGAAAAGCGAUGACAAUUUAGUGGUGGAUGUCUCAAAUGAGGAGCAGCCCUCGCCUCGCGGCACGCCCCUCCCCUCCCCAAGAGAGAACGGCUUGGAUAAAGCACGCCUCCUCAAGAAGGACCCCUGCAGUCCCGCUUCGACCGCAUCGUCGGCUAGCUCCUCCUCCCUCAAAUCCAAAGAGAUGGCAAUGCGAGACAAAGCAGGCACACCCGGGCUCAAGUCAAGCACACCCACACCAAGAGGGGAUUCCACUCCAGGGCCGAGCGCCACACCUGGUGUCAGGCCCAGCCUGUCAAAACCCCCCUCCAUGGAGAUCCCCCAUCCACCUACUGCAGGUCUUAGGACACCUCUGGCGGUGCCCGGCCCGUACCCAGGAGCGUUCAGCAUGUUGCCUCACGCGGCCGGGAUGAACGGCGAGCUAGCCGGAGCGGCCAGCGCCGCUGCCUACGCUGCCGGACUGCACAACAUUUCGCCUCAGAUGAGUGCCGCUGCCGCCGCCGCUGCAGUGGCGGCAUAUGGCCGCUCUCCUAUGGUCGGCUUUGAUCCGCACCCUCACAUGCGGGUUCCAGGAAUGCCUCCCAGCCUGACUGGAAUCCCUGGUGGCAAGCCUGCCUACUCCUUCCACGUUGCGGCCGAUGGUCAGAUGCAGCCGGUUCCGUUUCCCCCCGAUGCCCUGGUGGGCCCAGGUAUCCCUCGCCACGCCCGCCAGAUCAACACGCUCAACCAUGGCGAGGUGGUCUGCGCCGUCACAAUCAGUAACCCCACGCGGCACGUCUACACGGGCGGGAAGGGCUGCGUCAAAGUGUGGGACAUCAGUCACCCUGGCAACAAGAGUCCGGUGUCGCAGCUUGACUGUUUGAACCGGGACAACUACAUCCGCUCGUGCCGCCUCCUCCCCGACGGCCGCACUCUGAUCGUGGGCGGCGAGGCCAGCACGUUGUCCAUCUGGGACCUGGCCACGCCCACCCCGAGGAUCAAGGCCGAGUUAACGUCGUCGGCACCGGCGUGCUACGCUCUGGCCAUCAGCCCAGACUCCAAAGUGUGCUUCUCGUGCUGCAGCGACGGAAAUAUCGCCGUGUGGGACUUGCACAAUCAGACGCUGGUUCGGCAGUUCCAGGGCCACACAGACGGAGCCAGCUGUAUUGACAUUUCCAACGAUGGCACCAAGCUGUGGACCGGAGGCCUGGAUAACACCGUCCGGUCAUGGGAUCUGCGAGAGGGACGUCAACUGCAGCAGCACGACUUCACGUCGCAGAUCUUCUCUCUUGGCUACUGUCCGACCGGAGAGUGGCUGGCCGUGGGCAUGGAGAGCAGCAAUGUGGAGGUCCUCCACGUGACCAAGCCGGACAAAUAUCAGCUGCAUCUCCAUGAGAGCUGCGUGCUCUCCCUGCAGUUUGCCUAUUGCGGUAAAUGGUUCGUGAGCACCGGGAAGGACAACUUGCUUAACGCGUGGAGAACUCCUUAUGGUGCCAGCAUAUUCCAGUCUAAAGAAUCCUCCUCAGUGCUCAGCUGCGACAUAUCUGUGGACGACAAGUACAUUGUCACCGGUUCCGGGGACAAGAAGGCCACUGUCUAUGAGGUCAUCUACUAAUACGGCAAUGAAAGGCUGAUCUGUACCGUCCAUUUGUAGAGCUUGCAGCCUCCUUCUUCGUCGCAACUCGGAAAGAGAGAACAAGACAAACAAAAGCGUUUUGCAAAAAAAGCCGGACCAAGGCAGAUGUUACUGGAAGCUUGGAAGGCUGCCUGCCCUCUUUUCUCUGGAUGACUUAACGGGCGACGGGACCAUCCAUUUUUAUUCAAGCGGAGUAAACACUGAAGCCAACAAGCAUCGCUGGAAAACGCCAACCCAUGGCAGAGCAGACAAAAAAGGUGGACAUGAGCCAAGAAGAAUCUCGGAGGCGGAGAGCGUUGUGCCUCUUUGCCCUCUGAACCGCAGACACACACAACCCCACCGCUCGGAGACGCCCACGCCAUCUCCGCGUGGCCUCUGCUGUCCUUACAGCCAGUCCACCUACACACACUAGAUUCACACAAGCGGAUCCAUUUCUACCAUCUAUUGUCCUGAGGCGCACACAGCAUUUUACCAUCUAAUAGCAAGGCGAUGGACCUUAUUCGACUUUCUGUAAAGUCCUCCAAGGGCUACGCUAAAUUCAUGACAAACUAUACUACAACAAAUCCAUAUGAUGAGCAUUUGUGAGGGAAUAUAUAGAAGUUAGGCAACACGAUGGAUUUGUGGUUAGCGACUCCAAGCAUGGAUGCAUGGUUUGGGGGAUUUCUCAAAAGUUUUCCCACUUCUGAUCUCAUACUAAAUUCAAGAAUUAAAACACAGUAAACCAAAUAAGACUUUCUAACAGACAUUUUAUUUAUACAGGACCUUAACUAAAUCCAUAUUUUAAUUUUUUUUGUUCAAUUAGGGAUAGACAUCUAAAUUCAAUGAUUUCAUAGAAUAUUCACAAAAAAACAAAAUUAGGAUGAAAGAGUUUGAUUGUUCUGAAUUUCUGUUUCCAAGCUGCCUGCCAUUGUGACAUUCCACUCGCUUCAAGAUGCCAGUAAUCAAAUAAGUCUUGACGAUCAAUCGACGAUCGAUUAUUAUGCUCAUCCCGAGUCGGGAUGAACAAGGAUCAAACUGCACCCCCAUGCAAACGACGGCGAGCAUCAGUGUUGAUUAUGUUUUUGCGCCAUUUAAAAUCGCAAGAUUUCAUAACUGUGCUUAUGUUGGUGUUCUUUUUUCUUUUUUUUUAAAUCUAUUUCUGUCCGUUGAAUGUUUGUAAAAAUGUACAUAUGUCUUUUUUUUGUUGGUUUCUUAUGGGAUGUUGUUUAGGAAUAAAGUGUUUUUUGUACAUCUUUUACAUGGAAAGAAAAUGUUGAAGAAAAACUAAAUGGUCUUAACAGCUCAUCUGAAAAGUUUAGAUAAUAAAUGGUGUUGUUUUGGUAAUUGA